Ceraceosorus guamensis is the source of this 573-nucleotide messenger RNA. RefSeq lists its product as hypothetical. The record is from RefSeq and is a predicted model, not a curated record. Lineage: Eukaryota; Fungi; Basidiomycota; Exobasidiomycetes; Ceraceosorales; Ceraceosoraceae. The transcript is spliced from 4 exons. The coding region runs from base 1 to 573 and encodes 190 amino acids.
AUGUCGUACGCAUCAGUCGCAGCCAAGGAUGCUCCUCCUCAGAGCGAGCAACCAGUCCCGUCAGCGCACUACGCCGAGGGCCGAAACGCAGGCAACUACAGCACGAGCGCCCAUCCAGACGUAGACUCUGGUAAGGUCAACAUCGUGCCUAGCGGAACGGACUUGGAUCAUAUCAGGACCGAGUCCGCCGAAGAGGCUGACAAGGCUAUCCAACGAGCUCGUGCGGAAGCCGAGAGGGCUCAAAAGGAAGCCAAGGAUUUGUCAGAGAGGGCAAAGAAGCAGGCUGGAAAGGCUGAGAAGAGAGUCUCCAAGGCCGCUUCGGACGCAUCCAAGCAAGUUGGAGCAUUCUGGCAAAAGUUCUCCUCGGAGCCCGCAUACUGGGCCUCGACGCUCGGAGCAGUCAAUGUUGCUCUUCUGGGAGGAAUUGGAAUAUAUGCCUAUGCGAACCGCGACCAAGCGCGAAGCUGGGAUCGUCGUUUGGUCAGCGGCGCGGCCGUCGGAAUCCUUAGCUUGCUUGGACUGCAGAGCUACGCAGCUACGGAAGCGGCCAGACGUCAAAAAGGCAAAAAGUAG